Salvia hispanica is the source of this 625-nucleotide messenger RNA. RefSeq names its product blue copper protein 1a-like. Gene Ontology annotation, molecular function: electron transfer activity. Lineage: Eukaryota; Viridiplantae; Streptophyta; Magnoliopsida; Lamiales; Lamiaceae. The record is from RefSeq and is a predicted model, not a curated record. Gene Ontology annotation, cellular component: plasma membrane.
AUGGCCUCCAAAGCUUUCUUGCUAGCGGUGAUCGUCGUUGCAGCAACCGCAGCCCCUGCUUUCGCAGUCGAUUACGUUGUUGGAGACGAUGAUGGUUGGAAACUCAACGUCAAUUACACUGCGUGGGCACAAGACAAAGUGUUCUACGUCGGAGACACAAUUACUUUCAAGUAUGCCGUGGGAGUUCAUAAUGUGUACAAAGUGAACGGAAGCGACUUCAAAUCAUGCACGGUGCCACAGCCGGGGGAGUCUCUAAGAAGCGGAAAUGACAAAAUUACCCUCGCGACCCCCGGGAGAAAGUGGUACCUAUGCGGUGUUGGCAAUGGCACACACUGUGAGAGCGGGAUGAGGCUAGUCAUUACCGUCUUUUCGGGCGCCCCUACUCCUGCUCCUGUUGUUGAACCGUGGCCGAUUUCCAAUGCUCCUUCCUUUCCGCCCAUGUACGCUGCUCCUUCCCGGCCAUAUUACCCUGCCCCUUCCUUUCCGCCGAUGUACGCUGCUCCUUCCCCGUCUCCAGUGUACCGAGCUCCGGCGAAGAAGCCGACGAGCGUUUGGAGCAACUGGAAGCUCAAAUUUCACUUUUAAAUCCAUUUUCAUGACAUCUCUAAAUUUCACAAUAAAAUUU